AUGUUUCAUGAAAUGAAAAAUUCAUUAUAUAAAACAAGAAAUAUAAGUUAUCCACCUGCUCUACGUACAAUUGAUCAUGUUAAUAUCGAAGGAAUUUGGAGUAAAACAUUAAAUCGUCAACAAUUUAUUUUGUAUAAUUCAAAACAUCCUAUAGUCGGGACAUUAGAAUCUCUUAAACAAUUAUCAAAAAGUGAUAAUGAUUAUUUAUUCUUUGAUGAAACGUUUAAAUCAUGUCCAAAUCCAUUCUGUCAGUUAUAUUCAGUUCAUUCGGUAAAUAGUGAAUUAUCAACACCAAAAUUAUAUACUUUAUUACCUGAUAAAAAAAAUCUUUUUGAAAAAGAAACAUGUGCACUUGCAUUUAUGCUACCACAAGAAAUUGGUAAAUUAUGGGUAAUAAUAAUGGAUGAAUAUCAAGAUAUUGAAAAAAUCCAAGCACGUCAUUUAGCAACUGGUAUAUUACCUCGACGAAAAAAGUUAUUUGUAAAUCGAAAUGUACGAUUACAUAAUUUAGAAGAACGUUUUAAACAACAAACAUUAACAUUGAAUGAAUAUCUUGAAAAGUUAUGCGAUUAA
Messenger RNA from Rotaria sordida, 573 nucleotides. NCBI's taxonomy places the organism in Eukaryota, Metazoa, Rotifera, Eurotatoria, Philodinida, Philodinidae. The record is from the annotation of a GenBank genome assembly.